GGGGCAUGCCAGUUUUCCUUGCCGGCGUUCCCGGUUUGUUCAGUGCUGGUGAGCGUACUGGUAGCUGCGGCUGCGUCUACAACGGGGAGUCCCAGGCGAGUGCGGGCCGGCAGAACACAGGAGCAUCCCGGCGUCCCGGUUCCAGACGGCGUGGCCCGCGGGUCAUGGCCAAAGGAGAGGGCGCCGAGAGCGGUUCCGCGGCGGGACUGCUCCCCACCGGCAUCCUCCAAGCCAGUGAACGGCCGGUCCAGGUGAAGAAGGAACCAAAGAAGAAGCAGCAAUUGUCCAUUUGCAACAAGCUCUGUUAUGCAGUUGGAGGGGCCCCGUACCAGCUGACAGGCUGCGCCCUGGGGUUCUUCCUGCAGAUCUACCUGCUGGAUGUGGCUAAGGUGGACCCACUCCCUGCUUCCAUUAUCCUUUUCGUGGGCCGAGCCUGGGAUGCCUUCACUGAUCCUCUGGUGGGCUUCUGCAUCAGCAAGUCCUCCUGGACCCGCCUGGGCCGCCUCAUGCCCUGGAUCAUCUUCUCCACUCCCCUGGCCAUCAUUGCCUACUUCCUCAUCUGGUUCGUGCCUGACUUCCCACUAGGGAUGGAAAGGUCGUAUGGGUUCCUUUGGUACCUGCUUUUCUACUGCCUCUUUGAGACGCUGGUCACGUGUUUCCACGUUCCCUACUCCGCUCUCACCAUGUUCAUCAGCACAGAUCAGAGUGAGCGAGACUCCGCUACGGCCUACAGGAUGACUGUGGAGGUGCUGGGUACAGUGAUAGGAACGGCGAUCCAAGGACAAAUUGUGGGCCAAGCCAAAGCACCUUGCCUCCAGGACCAGAACGACUCUGCAGUGGCCUUAGAAGCUGUCAAUCGUACACAGAGCACCGGCUCCCUUAAAGAAACGCAAAAUGCAUACCUGCUGGCAGCAGGCAUCAUUGCCUCCAUCUACGUCAUCUGCGCCAUCAUUCUGGUUCUAGGCGUGCGGGAGCAGAGAGAGCCCUAUGAGGCCCAGCAGGCCGAGUCGAUGCCCUUCUUUCAGGGCCUCCGGCUGGUCAUGAGUCACGGCCCCUAUGUCAAGCUCAUCGCGGGCUUUCUUUUCACCUCCCUGGCGUUCAUGCUGGUGGAGGGCAACUUUGCCUUAUUCUGUACCUAUACCUUGGGCUUCCGAAAUGAGUUCCAGAACCUCCUCCUGGCCAUCAUGCUCUCGGCCACAUUCACCAUUCCCAUCUGGCAGUGGUUCCUAACCCGGUUUGGCAAGAAGACAGCUGUCUAUGUUGGGAUCUCAUCAGCAGUUCCUUUUCUCAUCCUGGUGGCCCUUAUGGAGAGCAAUCUCACCGUCACUUACGUGGUGGCCAUAGCAGCUGGUGUCAGCGUAGCAGCUGCCUUCUUACUACCCUGGUCCAUGCUGCCUGACGUCAUUGAUGACUUCCACCUGAAGCACCCUCACUCCCCUGGCACCGAGCCCAUCUUCUUUUCCUUCUAUGUCUUCUUCACCAAGUUUGCCUCUGGAGUCUCCCUUGGUGUCUCUACCCUCAGUCUUGACUUUGCCAAGUACAAGAAGCAGGGCUGCUUCCAGCCGGAACAGGUCAAGUUUACACUGAAGAUGCUGGUGACGAUGGCGCCCAUCAUCCUCAUCCUCCUGGGCUUGCUGCUCUUCAAGCUGUACCCCAUCGAUGAGGAGAAGCGGCGACAGAAUAAGAAAGCACUACAGGCUCUACGAGACGAAGCCAGCAGCUCAGGUUGCUCUGACACAGACUCCACAGAGCUGGCCAGCAUUCUCUAGGACCUGCCAUACAUCACCUGAAGCUACCACACAAAGGACCCGGGGCACCAGGCAGCAUGAGGCACGGAAUCUUUUUGUCCUUACACUGAGCAGCUGUUCUUCCUGUGUCAAGACAGGGACCAAGGACUGGAUGGAGGGUGAGCGGUCCGGGACAUCUGUGCUCACUGAAAGGCUGGUCGCUCUGCAACCUCCUCACUGCCUGCCCACAGGGCCAAGCCCAAGGGCCGCAACUGUGAAUAUGUCAAGGACUGACUGGGCCUAGCUCAGAACCCUAAUGUAGAAACGUUUUAUACAGAGACUAAUUAAUAACUUAAUGACUAUGUACAUAGUGAUGUGUGUAUGUAUAUGUCUGUGAGCUAUUAAUGUUAUUAAUUUUCAUAAAAACUGGACAACAAAGCUGCCUGCUUCCA
Molecule: messenger RNA, 2179 nt
Organism: Myodes glareolus (Bank vole)
Lineage: Eukaryota; Metazoa; Chordata; Mammalia; Rodentia; Cricetidae
Gene: Mfsd2a
Product: MFSD2 lysolipid transporter A, lysophospholipid
Biological process (GO): lysophospholipid translocation; carbohydrate transport; lipid transport across blood-brain barrier
Cellular component (GO): plasma membrane
Molecular function (GO): fatty acid transmembrane transporter activity; lysophospholipid:sodium symporter activity
Source: RefSeq, a predicted model, not a curated record